AUGCGCAUGUGGGAAGAGCAAGAGACAGCUACAAAAAGCAUCAUGGUGGUUUUUGAAUUUGCGCAAGCCUUCGACCUUGCCUUAACCAACACUUACUAUAGGGAAAAAGACAGUCAUUUAAUAACAUAUGAAAGUGGUACAAGGAAACAGAUAGAUUACAUGCUAAUCUCUCGUAGAAGAUUAAAAGAUGUAAUGGACUGCAAAGACAUCCCAGGAGAAGAUAUAGCCGCCCAACACAAGCUACUAGUCAUGGAUUUACACAUCACAAAUAAAUCCACUCAAAACAAGAUAAAACUGGAACCAUGCAUCAAAUGGGGCAAAUUAAAAACAAUGACAAAUGCCUUUGCAAUUAAUGCAAACAUUGAAACAAUAGAUUCCUUACAAGUCAAUGAAAAAAGGAGGACAAACCUUUCACCCAGAUUAAUAGAAACUGCUAAAUCAACACUAGGCUUGACAAGGGGAGCCUUCUGGGGGAACAGGCAACAAGAAGGCAAUAUGAUGGCCCUUAUUAAGCUUAUUGCAGAUUCUGAACCUAUACUAAAAAUGUGCUUUUCAGUCGUAGUUGAUGGCACAUACGAUGUUUCGAAAUCAGAAGCAAUAGCUUUGAUAGUAAGAUAUGUUGAAAAUAGUGAGACGCCGAAGCCUGUUGAAAGACUGAUUGACAUAUAUUGUACGGGAAAUACCACAGGUCUCGAUAUAAAGCAUAAUAUAAUAUCCAAACUUGGAUCGAUGAAUUUACCCCUUGAAUAUCUAGUUUGGCAAAGUUAUGAUGACGCCUUAAACAUGAGUGGAAGAAUCAGUGGUGUGCAAGCCUUGAUUAGAGCAGAGGCGCCAAAGGCAGCUUUUAUUUGGUAUGAACACUCCCCAUGUCAAAACCUUGUACAACCAAUAAAACAAGAAAUAAUCAUAUGCCUCAAGCAUAUGGAAAACAACAAAGCUAGGGGUCCAGAUGAUAUUCCAAUAGAAAGCCUUAAAGCACUAGGAGAUGAUGGAAUAAAUUUCUUCACAAACCCAUACAAUAAAAUACUUGGAAAUGAAGAGGUUCCUCUAAAAUGGGGGCAGAGCUAUCUAGUUCCUAUCUUCAAAAAUAAAGGGUAUCCACACAAUUGUCAAAAUUACAGGGGCAUAAAACUAAUGUCACACUCUCUAAAACUAUACGAAAAAAUAUUAGAAAAAAGAUUAAGAGACAUAAUCGAAAUAGGCGAGACUCAAUUUGGCUUUAUACCUGGAAGAUCAACAACUGAUGCUAUCCACGCAAUUAGGAUAUGUAUAUGGGCCAUACAACAAUGGUCUGUAGCACAACAGGUACAUCAGCAAGCUUCACAAUAUCCGAAGGAGUUCAUCAAGGGUCGGUUCUCAGCCCACUUCUCUUCAUUACAGUAA
This is a messenger RNA of Gordionus sp. m RMFG-2023, 1383 nucleotides long. RefSeq lists its product as uncharacterized. The transcript is spliced from 5 exons. NCBI's taxonomy places the organism in Eukaryota, Metazoa, Nematomorpha, Gordioida, Chordodea, Parachordodidae. The record is from RefSeq and is a predicted model, not a curated record. The coding region runs from base 1 to 1383 and encodes 460 amino acids.